AUGGUAUCAAGAUCUUAUUCCAAUCUCUUGGAUCUUGCUUCUGGAAAUUUCCAUUCGUUUUCUCGAGAAAAGAAGAGAUUUCCAAGAGUAGCAACUGUAACUGGUGUCUUGUCUGAGCUUGAUGAUGAUAACAACAGCAACAGUGUUUGUUCUGAUGCUCCUUCUUCAGUCACUCAAGAUCGAAUCAUCAUUGUUGGAAACCAACUUCCAAUCAAAUCACAUCGAAGCUCGACCGGUAAAUUGAGUUUUAGUUGGGACAAUGACUCACUUCUCUUACAGCUUAAAGAUGGUAUGAGAGAAGACAUGGAAGUUGUCUACAUUGGUUGUCUUAAAGAACAAAUCGAUGUAGUCGAACAAGACGAUGUUUCUCAAAGAUUGCUUGAGAAUUUCAAAUGUGUUCCUGCUUAUAUCCCACCUGAGCUAUUCACCAAAUACUAUCAUGGUUUCUGUAAGCAACAUCUUUGGCCUUUGUUUCAUUACAUGCUUCCUUUAACGCCUGAUCUUGGAGGUCGAUUUGAUCGUUCGUUAUGGCAAGCUUACCUUUCGGUUAACAAGAUCUUUGCGGAUAAAGUUAUGGAAGUGAUUAGUCCUGAUGAUGAUUUUGUUUGGGUUCAUGACUAUCACUUAAUGGUUUUGCCUACAUUCUUGAGGAAGAGGUUUAAUAGAGUAAAGCUUGGUUUUUUCCUUCAUAGUCCAUUUCCUUCCUCUGAGAUAUACCGUACUCUUCCCGUGCGUAACGAGCUUUUACGCGCACUCCUCAACGCUGAUCUGAUCGGGUUUCAUACUUUUGACUAUGCAAGACAUUUCCUUUCUUGCUGUAGUAGGAUGCUUGGUUUGUCUUAUCAGUCCAAAAGAGGAACCAUAGGGCUUGAAUACUACGGUCGAACCGUUAGUAUCAAGAUUCUUCCGGUCGGGAUUCAUAUCAGUCAGCUUCAGUCGAUUUUAAACCUCCCGGAGACUCAGACCAAAGUUGCUGAGCUGAGAGAUCAGUUCUUGGAUCAAAAGGUUCUUCUUGGUGUCGAUGAUAUGGACAUCUUUAAAGGAAUCAGCCUCAAACUCUUGGCAAUGGAGCAACUUCUCACUCAACAUCCCGAGAAGAGAGGUCGAGUUGUGCUUGUCCAGAUAGCUAACCCUGCAAGAGGCCGUGGGAAAGAUGUUCAAGAAGUUCAGUGUGAAACCGAAGCAACGGUUAAAAGGAUCAACGAAAUGUUUGGAAGGCCAGGUUACCAACCCGUGGUUCUGAUUCAUAAACCGCUUCAGUUCUUCGAGCGGAUCGCUUACUAUGUGAUUGCAGAGUGUUGUCUUGUUACAGCAGUGAGAGACGGUAUGAAUCUUAUACCUUAUGAGUACAUUAUCUGCAGGCAAGGCAAUCCGGAACUCAACAAAACUAUCGGCUUGGAUCCUUCUGCUGCAAAGAAGAGUAUGCUUGUCGUUUCUGAGUUUAUCGGAUGUUCGCCUUCUCUAAGCGGCGCCAUUAGAGUGAACCCGUGGAACAUUGAUGCAGUGACUGAAGCAAUGGACUAUGCAUUGAUAGUAUCAGAAGCAGAGAAGCAGAUGCGUCACGAGAAGCAUCACAAAUAUGUGAGCACACAUGAUGUUGCGUAUUGGGCUCGCAGCUUUAUACAGGAUCUUGAAAGGGCUUGUAAUGACCAUGUAAGGAAGAGAUGUUGGGGGAUAGGUUUCGGGUUAAGCUUUCGAGUUGUGGCGCUUGAUCCGAGUUUUAAAAAGCUUUCGAUUGAGCACAUUGUCUCAGCUUAUAAGAGGACCAAGAACCGAGCCAUUCUCUUGGAUUAUGAUGGCACAAUGGUGCAGCCAGGGUCCAUCAGGACAACGCCAAGCCGCGAAACGAUCAAUAUCUUGAACAAGCUGUCUAGUGAUCCCAAGAAUAUCGUGUUUCUCGUCAGCGGGAAAGACAGAAAGACGCUGACCGAAUGGUUUUCUUCAUGUGAUAAUCUCGGUUUGGGCGCAGAGCACGGUUACUUUAUAAGGCCAAAUGAUGGAACAGAGUGGGAAACGUCGAGUGUGGUAUCGGGUUUUGACUGGAAACAAAUAGCAGAGCCAGUCAUGAGAUUGUACACUGAGACUACAGAUGGAUCAACUAUAGAGACUAAAGAGACUGCUCUGGUUUGGAAUUACCAAUUUGCAGAUCCUGAUUUUGGAUCUUGUCAAGCUAAAGAACUCAUGGAACACCUUGAAAGCGUGCUCACAAACGAUCCAGUCUCUGUCAAGACCGGACAACAACUCGUUGAAGUUAAACCACAGGGUGUGAACAAAGGUCUUGUGGCCGAGAAGCUUCUAACAACAAUGCAAGAAAAAGGAAAGCUUUUGGAUUUCAUUCUCUGUGUAGGCGAUGAUAGGUCUGACGAGGAUAUGUUUGAGGUCAUAAUGGGUGCAAAAGAUGGUCCGUCUUUGUCUCCGGUGGCUGAGAUAUUCGCUUGCACAGUUGGUCAAAAACCAAGCAAAGCUAAAUACUAUUUAGACGAUACGGCCGAGAUCAUCAGAAUGCUUGAGGGUCUAUCCUCCGCAUCCGACCAAACCGCUUCGACCACCUCUGUUCCAACGAAAGAUGUUUUUUAA
Messenger RNA from Arabis nemorensis, 2577 nucleotides. NCBI's taxonomy places the organism in Eukaryota, Viridiplantae, Streptophyta, Magnoliopsida, Brassicales, Brassicaceae. The record is from the annotation of a GenBank genome assembly.